AUGGAAAAGGCUCCUGGGGUUCAGCAAUACGAAGUGUGGAGAGAUCUGAAUGACUGGGAGCGAUUCAAAUUCUUUGGCCAAUUGACCGAAUACGAAAAACAGAUGGCUGAAAUUCGGUUCCCAGCGAGUGGAAGUCUUUACCUUCUGGAGUCAAUGACAGAAAGCGACACACACGUCGCUCUGAGCCAAGAGACUGACCCUGUGGGAGAGUUCUGCAUAGGCCCCUCAUGCGAGCGAGGAUGGCAUACUACGGAGGCAUUAGCAAGUGCAAGCCCUCGAUUUGAUCAGGGGCCAUGGCCGGAUUUGUCUUCAUAUGGAACUGCUCUCGUCGAACGAGAGCUCGCAAUCCUACAAAAGCGCACUUCCGAUGCAACAUUUGAUUCACCGCGAGGAACUCUCGAGGAGCAGAUCGAUACCCUUAAUAUGACCAAAGAGGUCAUGUCUCGACUGAACGACCGCACACUCAUCGGGAAAGUUUCCGAGCCGGUGCUAUGGCACACUGACCUCCAUAUGGGCAACAUAUACGUGUCAGGGCGGAUGCCACCACAAAUCUCAUCGAUCAUCGACUGGCAGUCUAUUGUAGUUUCGCCACUGUUUUUGCAAGCACGAUUUCCGAAAUUUCUUACAGUCGAUGAUGACUAUAAAUUGGGUACUAUCAAGCUUCCAGACCCGCCGCCUGAUCUAGACAAAAUGGAUGCUAGAGAUAGGGAACUGGCUGAGUACAAGUUUGAGCAAGCCAAAGAAGCCAAGGUGUACGAAGUCAGUACCGCAGCCACGAAUAUGCGGGCUUGGAGGUGUAUGCUGAUAUCAUCAUUCCUCCGCGAGCUCUUCACUCGGUGCGGAGAAGUCUCGGAAGAGGGCGAGAUACCACUUCGCGCGUGUCUCCUCCAGGUUGCUGAUUUAUGGGACGAAAUUAGCUUCGAAGGCGAAUGUCCGCUCAACUUCAGCGAAGGGGAUGUGCAAAGGCUUGAGCAACAGUUCGAAAAGUACAGUAACUACCACAAAGUACACGAAUUUGCGAGAGGAAUCCUUAAUGCUGAUUUCGAAGGCUGGAUCAAUCCGAUGUUGGACUUCGCUGCGAAACAACAGCAGAACAAGGAAUUGCUAGAAGAGUUUGUGCGCAGGAGUAGUGAGUUUGGCAUGACACCAGAGGAGAUGAGGAGAAUAUGGCCGUACUCGGAACGGUAG
This is a messenger RNA of Alternaria infectoria, 1188 nucleotides long. RefSeq lists its product as uncharacterized. The record is from RefSeq and is a predicted model, not a curated record. The transcript has 2 exons. The coding region runs from base 1 to 1188 and encodes 395 amino acids. Gene Ontology annotation, cellular component: mitochondrion. NCBI's taxonomy places the organism in Eukaryota, Fungi, Ascomycota, Dothideomycetes, Pleosporales, Pleosporaceae.